CGCUCAGCUUCUCACCAGCCUGAACACAAAACAGUGAGACAGAACGAAAAUCAUCAAUGAAACGAAGAGAAGCUUGAACCAACAGGUCACUGGUAGUGCUGAGUGUAAGUGAUGGAGCUGAAGGUUUGGGUGGAGGGUGUGGUCAGAGUGGUGUGUGGCCUAUCACUAAACACUUCCUGUCAGGAUGUCGUCAUUGCUCUUGCACAAGCAAUUGGUCAGACAGGUCGCUACAUUCUUACCUUGAAAAUACGAGGGACAGAGAGACAGCUAGCUGCUGAUGACUGUCCUCUGCAACAUCUGGCUCAGCUGGGACAGCUGGCUGCGGAGGUCCAGUUCAUUCUGCAGCGAAUAGGUCCCAGCGUCAGUGAUGGUCAAGACAAACCAACCAGAGAAAGACUUCUUCCCCUGCCCAGACCAUCAGAGCCAGGACCCCUCAAACAUAGGGCACCACAGAAGUCUCUCACCUUCAGUCUGGGUCCCUCAACGCUUCCCAGGAGGACUAAAUCAAACAGGGUUUGUUCACCAUCGCCCAGAGCCUCUCCAGAACCGCGGGCUUCCCCUGUCUUUUUCCUAGACCCUCUUAACUCUGUGGAGGCAAUUCCUUCUUACUCCCCUAAGGAGGAGGUGUUUAGACAGGUUCUGCAAAAACAGAGGAAGCUACAAGACCUGGAGAUUCAAAUUGAAUCUCUGGAAAGGGAGACAGAGGUGUUGGACCAGGAAAAGUCAUCUGCUGCAGUUCCUGGUCUGAUGCUGGGCCUCAUAGAGGAACUGGAGGAAUUGGAGCAACAGCUGAGGCUGAAUGAAGAAGAGAUGAUGCACGCAGAGCAGUUGGAGGAACAGUUACAGGCAGAGAUUGACAGAGAACGAGAUAUGCACAGGCGUCUACACCAGAUACAAUCAUCAGUGGAUGAUCACAGUUAUCAGGUCAAAGAGCUCCAAGACCGUUCUGCACAUCUAGAACAGGACAUACAACUCACAGCCCACAGACAAAGCUCACAGGCGAGUACUCAGCAACUAGAGGAGACCCUGAGACCUCUGAAGCAGGAGCUCCACUACCGCCAGCAGCAGGCAGAAGAACUGGAUGCAUCAUUGUCAGGGACAGAGAGAGAGCUACAAGCUGCAGAGGAAAGCCUACAGGACAGAUUGGAGAUGAUUGAGGUACUGAAUAAAGAGCUGCGACAGUGUAAACUGCAGCAGUUCAUCCAGCAGACCGGCGUCACUCCACACACAGACCAGACAAACUCCCUGCCCUUCACUGACGUUUACCUCAGCAACGCUGGAAUUAUGGAGUGACAGAAGCCAAGAAACUGUUGCUGUACAUCAUCAGGUCGUUUAAAAUGAUUAUUACAAUAAUGAUUAUUAUAAAAGUCAUUCACAGAUCUUUAAAAGUAGUGCCACAACUUGAAACAAGAAAAUCCUGUUUUCUCAUUUUCACUGAAAUAAAUGCAAAAAAGUAUUAGAAGUAAAAUGUUCAAAGAUAUCAAAAGAAAUAAAUACGGACAGCGAAGAAGAGUCAAGUUUAGUUCAACUUUUAGGGGAUUUUCAUGAUUUCAGAUAAGAUAAAGAAGGAAAUUGUUGAGAAAUGCAGGAUAGAAGGAAAGAAAGAAGGAAUUAAAGAAUGAACGGAAAUGGAAGUGAAGUAAGAAGCAAUAUAAGAAAAAGAAACAGAAAGAAAGAAAGAUGGAAGGAAGGAAUUUUAGAGAUACUGUAUAAGAAUUUGACCUGACAACAGACAUAUUUUAUAAGUUAUCCCAUAUUAAAUGUGAAGUUACUCUGUCGGAUAAGUGUAAAAAGUACAAUAUUCCCCUCUGAAUUGUGGCAGAGGAAAAGUAGAAAGUCCAAUUUUAAUGAUUACAAGCUCAAAUUAACAGAAACAAUCAUGAAUAAUUAAACAUGGAUAUGUGACACUGGCAUUAUCUCUGUUUCUACUGCAGGGCAUAGACUGGAAGUAAAACAUGUUGAGGGGCAUCCAGACCUUUCUGUGUGUGUGUGUGUGUGUGUGUGUGUGUGUGUGUGUGUGUGUGUGUGUGUGUGUGAGUGUGUGU
Messenger RNA from Thunnus maccoyii (southern bluefin tuna), 2045 nucleotides. Its product is annotated as ras association domain-containing protein 7-like. Bases 112 to 1293 code for a protein of 393 amino acids. NCBI's taxonomy places the organism in Eukaryota, Metazoa, Chordata, Actinopteri, Scombriformes, Scombridae. Gene Ontology annotation, biological process: signal transduction. The transcript has 5 exons. The record is from RefSeq and is a predicted model, not a curated record.